ACGGCAGAGGGUCCGCACAUUUACUUCCAAACUUUUCCCUUUUGUAUUUUCUCGAGAAAAAUUUUAGCUCAAUGGCUUUAAUUUGAAAUUCUCGUUUUAUUGUCCUUUUUCGCGCACCUGGUAUUAAUUGUGUUUGCCCACUCGCCAAACCAAAUUUCUGUUGCUCCUCUCUCUGAGUUAGGGUUUAUCCGACAAUGCUAUUUUGAUCGAAAAUCAUUUCAUUUUCGAGACUGGCUGUACAAGCAUGGCAUCUGGGAAUCCAUUUUAUGAUGAUCUACGUAACAAACCCGAGGUUAUUGAUCCUCCUCAAAGUGAGGAUAUGAUGGAUAUCAGGGAGCCUUCGGUGGUUGAUCCUACUCAAACUGCUCUUAAGCCCAAUGUGACUGUGUCUAGUAGUGUCCGUGAACUCUUAGAAUGUCCUGUAUGCUUAAAUGCCAUGUACCCUCCUAUUCAUCAGUGUUCAAAUGGGCACACGCUGUGUUCUGGUUGUAAGCCCAGGGUGCACAAUCGAUGCCCUACUUGCAGGCAUGAACUUGGCAACAUCAGAUGCCUUGCACUAGAGAAGGUGGCUGCAUCUCUUGAGCUUCCUUGUAAAUAUCAGAGUUUUGGGUGCAUAGGCAUAUAUCCAUAUUACAGCAAGCUGAAACACGAAUCCCAGUGUGUCUUUAGACCUUUUAACUGUCCUUAUGCAGGAUCAGAAUGUACAGUCAUGGGUGAUAUUCCUUAUUUGGUUUCUCAUUUGAAAGAUGAUCACAAAGUUGACAUGCACAAUGGCAGUACUUUCAACCAUCGUUAUGUGAAAGCAAAUCCUCACGAGGUUGAGAAUGCCACUUGGAUGUUAACGGUUUUCAGUUGCUUUGGUCAGUUCUUCUGUCUGCAUUUUGAAGCCUUCCAGCUUGGUAUUUCUCCUGUCUAUAUAGCAUUCUUGCGUUUCAUGGGUGAUGAUAAUGAGACCAAAAACUACAGCUACAGUCUGGAAGUUGGCGGUAAUGGGAGGAAGAUGACAUGGCAAGGAGUGCCUAGGAGCAUAAGGGACAGCCACAGAAAGGUGCGUGACAGUUUUGAUGGUCUCAUUAUCCAUAGAAACAUGGCCCUAUUCUUCUCUGGUGGUGACCGGAAAGAAUUGAAGCUUAGAGUGACUGGUAGAAUUUGGAAAGAACAGUAAGUGAUGGGAAUUGCUUCUUGCAACUUCCAAUCACAUAUUUGCCUGUUAUAGAUGGUAGAUUUUAUUGCUUGCUUAGGAGAAUAGUUGAAUUGAGUAUUCUGGUCAUGAAUUGUGGGAAGCAAACUCUCUUUGCUUGUUGAAUACAUGACUUGUAUGCCUACAAUUCUUCUAUUAUUCAUCCCAUCUCUCAUAUUAAACUGGAAAUAUAACAAGUGAGAUGUUUAUAAACAGUUAUCUAUUUCGCUAGCGUAUAUAAUAACAAAGCUUCUCACUUUUUCAA
This is a messenger RNA of Mangifera indica (mango), 1445 nucleotides long. Its product is annotated as E3 ubiquitin-protein ligase DIS1-like. The record is from RefSeq and is a predicted model, not a curated record. Bases 245 to 1165 code for a protein of 306 amino acids. NCBI's taxonomy places the organism in Eukaryota, Viridiplantae, Streptophyta, Magnoliopsida, Sapindales, Anacardiaceae. Gene Ontology annotation, molecular function: ubiquitin protein ligase activity; protein binding; zinc ion binding. Gene Ontology annotation, cellular component: cytoplasm. Gene Ontology annotation, biological process: ubiquitin-dependent protein catabolic process; multicellular organism development. The transcript is spliced from 4 exons.